Alternaria arbusti is the source of this 1374-nucleotide messenger RNA. RefSeq lists its product as uncharacterized. The record is from RefSeq and is a predicted model, not a curated record. Gene Ontology annotation, biological process: glucan catabolic process. Gene Ontology annotation, molecular function: beta-glucosidase activity. The coding region runs from base 1 to 1374 and encodes 457 amino acids. The transcript has 2 exons. Lineage: Eukaryota; Fungi; Ascomycota; Dothideomycetes; Pleosporales; Pleosporaceae. Gene Ontology annotation, cellular component: extracellular region; cell surface.
AUGGUCACAGACCGCGGAAUGUACGCCAUUGUCAACGUUCACCACGACUCUUGGACUUGGGCCGAUUUGACAGUUGCGAACACGAAUGUCACGGCUGUUGAAGAGAGGCUUGGAAAGCUGUGGGAGCAGAUUGGCAAGAAGCUCGCUUGUAAGAGCGAGAAGGUUGCUUUCGAGACGAUCAAUGAGAUCCCGGGGACUACGGCUGAGCAUGGCGCAGAGGUCAACAGGCUAAACGACAUCUUCCUCAAGGCUAUCAACGAUGCCGGGGGUCACAAUCCGAAGCGCGUUGUUACGCUCGUUGGCGCUGGUGAAGAUGGGGCGAAGACGUCGCAGUGGUUUAAGAAGCCUGAUCCGAAGUUCAAGAAUCCUUGGGGCAUUCAGUAUCACUACUACUCACCUUACGACUACGUUUUCCAGGCCUGGGGCAAAACCACGUGGGGCUCUGACGCCGACAAAGCUGCUCUUGAAGCCGACCUCGCCGCCGUCCGUGGAAACUUCACCGAUAUCCCUCUGGUCAUCGGUGAGUGGGCUGUAUCGCCCGUCGCCACUGAGACUGCAGCGCGCUGGCGAUACUUCGAUUUCUUUCUCCGCACUGCAGCAAAAUACAACACUUCGACCAUCCUCUGGGACAACGGAGCCGAUUUCCUUGACCGUGCGACACAUGUUUGGCGCGACGAAGUGGCCUUGGACAUCUACCGCAACGCUGUCAAAGGCAUCCCGAACGCGCUCCCAGAAAGUACUACAGACGGCUCUGCAACGACGCAGUCUAGCUCUGCGUACAUCUAUCACCGCAAGAACGAGACUGUAGGAGACGCCACGUUGGGCUUCAUGUUCAACGGAAACACACUCAGUAAGAUUAGCAAAGGAAGCAGACAACUAGCCAAAGACACAGACUACACCGUCUCAGGCGAGAAGAUCACCUUCACAGCUGCAUACCUCAAAUCGAUCAUCACACCUACCUCGCCCACCGGCAGUCUAGCAAACCUAACAUUGACUUUCAGCCGCGGCGCCGCUCUGCAAGUCAACAUCCUCCAGUACACUACACCAGUCCUAUCCAGCAAAUCCGGGUCCUUGCCAGCAGCCGGUCAGGACUUGCUUGUCCCGAUUACAUGGUCUGGCCAAAACAGGCCUGCGGCUGUCAAAGCUACCAAAGCUGAUGGAAUGUAUCUAGUGGAUGACUGGACGCAGUACCUACCUGUGCUACAGCAGGGUCGGGCGACGUACGGUAACCAUUGGGACUGGACUGCGCAAGGUGUUGUUAUCAAGGCAGCGGCUUUGGAUGCUGUGAGGGCGGCGGGCUUGGAUACGACAUUCAUGAUUGAGUUUUAUCCCAGGGAACCGGGGAAUGCGGUGGAGUACACUGUUACUGUUUGA